This is a messenger RNA of Spizellomyces punctatus DAOM BR117, 2010 nucleotides long. RefSeq lists its product as uncharacterized. The coding region runs from base 111 to 1937 and encodes 608 amino acids. The record is from RefSeq and is a predicted model, not a curated record. Lineage: Eukaryota; Fungi; Chytridiomycota; Chytridiomycetes; Spizellomycetales; Spizellomycetaceae. Gene Ontology annotation, cellular component: cytoplasm. The transcript has 6 exons. Gene Ontology annotation, biological process: mitotic spindle organization; cell population proliferation.
AGAUUAACAUACGAAAUCGUGUGUGGAGUGAUCUCUGUAGGAGUUUAACGGGGACGAAGUGGACGUCUGCUGGGUUGCAAUAUAUUCCACGCGAGAGCGUACUUUCUUCAAUGGAGGAUUCACGCCAUAAUGUACACACCACACUUGCCGAGGCUCUCUCCCAAGAACUCGGUGAGAACAUGCAAGACGGCCGGCAAUCAGACAUAAUUACUUUAGUUUCCCGUCUACCUGAAUCGGCAGAUACUAACAAAAGUUCCUACCGUCCCUCUUCCCCGUCUCCGAGAGCUGUACGAUCAGCUUCUUCCCCUUUUACGCCUUUAACAAACAUCUUGUCAAACACAUUCUCCAACCGACACGACUCUUCCCCAUUUUCUACUGUCGGAAAGUCCUUAAAGUCACGGGUGGAGAGACAAUCGCCAUUCCAGAAGGAAAAUGACUUAUAUGUAAAGACUGCUCUUGAGGCCGCCGAUAGGAAUGUCGUUAUCGUGGCAUCGUCGCCUGGUACCGCAACCAGGAUUCAGUCGUCUUCCCGAGGAGAGGAGUCUCCUUUACCACAGCACUCGGACAAUUCCGGGCGCAACGUUUCCAAUGAAAAUGCUGAUAACUCUUAUCCGACAUCUCCGCUAAUACACACAGACGUACCGGAUGGUAGCAAUUUGAUGGACGAUGAUGGGAGACGUACUUCUCUCGAUGUUUUCUCCAAAUCAAAUCCCAGCACUAUUUCAAGAGAAGGGAAGGAGUUAUCUGGCCAAGGGUCGGACGGACUUAUGGGGGACAUAACAAUAGAUUCGAAUGGCGACAGUGCCCAUAAGCGAGGCGAUCCCGAGCAAUCGCAAUCGUCAACACUCCUAAACAUCACCGCCCUCCCUCCUUCACAGGAAUCUGUUGCUAUGCCGGAUCUGCACCCCGGUGCUUUAGUAGAUACGGCGGCUGCAAUCCCGCAACCAGGAGAAGGACAUAACGGUCGUGCCGAACACCGAUUUAAUCUGCAAGCGGAGUUCUCCAACCUUCAGUACCCACGCAGUAUCCACUCCAAUUUUGAAUUCCAUCCGAAAAUGACUCCAGUCAAGACAUCCCUCAACCCAAUUGCCAUUGCCGAGUUUGAUCCUUUGAAGCCGCCUGGUCCGAACGACUGGUUUAUGAGGUUCGAGAGCCCACAAGCUGCCAUACAGGCGGCAUCACCAGGCCCUCGCACGCCGGUUGGGCAGAGUCGACAUCAACCGCAACUCAUCAGUCCUCCACCAUCGCUGUUGGAUUCCAUAAUCGAGUGCCCCACUCCCUCUAGUAUGCCAAAGUAUACUGAGAAAGAUAUGGAGGAUGCGAGACGGACAUUGCUGGCAAAGUUCCAGCAAGAAUAUGAAAUAGUGAAGUCGGAGAUUUGCGAUCUGGAACAAAGGCACGCAGCUGGUCAGGAAGAAAAUGAAAGUAUGAAGAUGGCAUUGAACGAAUGGGAUUCUAUCAUGCAGAGAAUGCUAACGGACAAGCAAAAGAAAGAAGGACAGCUGAAUUUGGAAGUUGAGAAACUGGAAACCCAGGUCGAAGCGAUGCGAAACGACAAGAAACGCUUGCAAGAAGACAAUGAUUAUUUAGAGCACAAAUGGAAGCAGACCCGCAUGAAUUAUGAUGAUUUAAAAGAGUCCGGAGCAAAGUUGACGGACCAGAUUGAGUCACUCAAAAGGGAUUUAAGCGCGGCGGACACUCGAUUUGAGGCUCUAAAAGGACAUGCCGAACAAAAAUUGGAAGAAGCAAGCAAUGAGCUAUCACGCGUGCAGUUGGCGUACGAGAAGGAGGUGUCUGCCCUCAAGGCGAAAUUAUCCAGAGCAGAGAUUCAAAUAAGCACGUUGGAGCGAACAGUGGAAAGCAAGACGCAGGAAAACCAGGAGCUCACGAAAAUAUGCGACUCUCUGGUCGCACAGCUGGAAGAGAGGGGUAGUUGAGCGUCAUUUCUAUUAAGCAUAUUUAUAUUAUAUUAACAAUUGUCCUAAAUGUCCCAAUUGUCUUUUGUCAUCG